Salvia splendens (bonfire salvia) is the source of this 1625-nucleotide messenger RNA. RefSeq lists its product as uncharacterized. The transcript is spliced from 6 exons. Lineage: Eukaryota; Viridiplantae; Streptophyta; Magnoliopsida; Lamiales; Lamiaceae. The coding region runs from base 681 to 1445 and encodes 254 amino acids. The record is from RefSeq and is a predicted model, not a curated record.
UUUUUCUUUGUUGAUUACUUGGCGUCUCGCUUACAAUUUUCUGUAAAAUGUGUUUGUUAUUUCUGGGAUUGGAAAGCUUAAUUAUCAUUAUUUUAGAUGAUUUAUGUCUAUUUUUGUUAGCUGGAUUACUGCAAUUAUAUUAAUUCUGGAUACAUUGUGUUGAAUUGAAUCACAAACUUUUCUAUUUUUACAGUUUUUUUCUUCGCCUUUUUUUGGGGGAAAUUUGUUGCUCUGAUCUGCUGAGUUGAAUCUGAAUAAGGAUAGCUGAAAUCUGUUUGCAUAAUUGAACUUUUGUCAGCUGCAGUGAUGUUUUUUUUUAAUCUUGUUUAUUAGGAAACUCACUGAAAGAUUAGUUUUUUAUUUGGAUUGUAAAUCAUAAUAUGUGUUAACCGGAGCUAAAGGAGAGAGAAUUAGUAUAUCCUUUUUUUAGGUUAUUAAUUAACAUGCUGUUUUACUAUGCAAAUUGAAGUCUCAGUUGGUUGUUCUUCAUGGAUGAAUCCUUCCCUUUCAAUCUUUUGGUUUGUUUUGGAAGAGUUUUGAUAUUUUGACUAAAGUUUGAUUAUGCUUGAAUGGAUUGUAGUGGAAAGCAUAGGUGAAUCCCCCCUUCUCCAUACUGAGGCUUAUAUGUCACCUUUGGCAAUCAGCGAAUUCUCGACUGAUUGCCAAAUUUGCCAUAUAAAAUGAGUCCCGAGGGUUCAUUGAAGCCCAGUAAGGCCUUGAAUGGAGUGCGCGGGGUUCACUUAUUGCCUCACUCGCCAUUUACAGUUCAGGAGAUAAAGCAACAUAGAGAAUUGAAUCGGUCAGUUUGUGGAACUUCCAGCCUUAGCCGCAGCCAACUGCCAGUACCUCUGAAACUUUGGCAGGAAAGACCAGCUUUCCUAAGGCCGAUCCAUUGCUGUACUAAUGGAGAUAGAAGCCUUGCUGAAAGAGUUGUCAAUGUGCUUACUUCACUUCCGUUUAUUGCCCUCGGGAUUCAGGCACCUAGGAGAAAUCUUAAUUGUAAAAUUUACGCGAAUUCCCUGAUUGGGGUAGGAGUUGCAUCAAGUUUGUAUCAUGCUUCAAGAGGGACAUGGAGGAAGUAUCUCAGAUGGGCUGACUACACGAUGAUUGCCACAUCAACGUUGUGUUUAACAAGAGCACUUAGGAGUGACAACUCAAUGUUGUUGAUGGCCACAUCUGCUCUGGUUCUACCAAUACAGCCUCUGAUGGUGACAACAGUUCACACAGGAUUAAUGGAGGUUUCCUUUGCGAAGCGAGCUAUUGAAGAUCCAGACCUCAGGGUGGCGCAUAAUGUGCAUAAGGUGUCGUCAGCAAUAGGUGGCGCACUUUUCAUUUGUGAAGACUAUUUUCCCGAGACCCCAUAUCUACACGCUGCUUGGCAUCUUGCUGCUGCCGUUGGAGUUGGCACUUGCAACAAACUCUUGGAGCAAGCAUGCGCCUCCUAAUUUGCCGAAAAAUCAUUUUGUACAUGCAUCUUGGAAGCCUUAGAAUUUUUCUAUAAUAGAAGAACACUUUGACUGAACCACCAAGGAUAACUGCAGUUGAGACCUUGCUGCCUUUAGAGGAAGUGAGGAAUUUUUGAAGGUGAAAAUUAAAUGAAAAUCAAUAUUCUUUAUUCCAUGAAA